CCGCCCACGCCGGGUGGCCGACGUGGAAGUUGCUGGCUGACUGGGCUUCCAAGGAAACCGCCUCCGAGCCGGAGCCGGAGGCGAAGACGAGCGGCGGUGGCGGCACCCAGGCUCGAGUAGGAGACGCUGCCGAGGCCGGGGCCUGUUUCUGACCAUCAGCGGGGUCGGACAGGCGGUUCAUCAUGGGUGGCUUUUUCUCAAGUAUAUUUUCUAGUCUGUUUGGAACCCGGGAAAUGAGGAUUUUAAUUUUAGGAUUAGAUGGAGCAGGAAAAACUACAAUUUUGUACAGAUUACAGGUUGGAGAGGUCGUUACUACUAUUCCUACCAUUGGAUUUAAUGUUGAAACAGUAACAUACAAGAACCUUAAAUUCCAAGUCUGGGAUUUAGGAGGACAGACCAGUAUCAGGCCAUACUGGAGAUGUUAUUAUUCAAACACAGAUGCAGUCAUUUAUGUAGUAGACAGUUGUGACCGAGACCGAAUUGGCAUUUCCAAAUCAGAGUUAGUUGCCAUGUUGGAGGAAGAAGAGCUGAGAAAAGCCAUUUUGGUGGUGUUUGCAAAUAAGCAGGACAUGGAACAGGCCAUGACUCCCUCGGAGAUGGCAAAUUCCCUUGGGUUACCUGCCUUGAAGGACCGAAAAUGGCAAAUAUUCAAAACUUCAGCAACUAAAGGCACUGGCCUUGAUGAGGCAAUGGAAUGGUUAGUUGAAGCAUUGAAGAGCAGACAGUAAUGUAAUCACUUCUGCUCUGCAGAAAUGAAGACCACAUCACAUAUCCCUUGGAAACAGUUAAGUGUGCUUCGCACUACUAAAUGUUAGAACCGUGUAUGAUUGACACGUGCAGAACUGACUGACUACAUUUGUAAUAAAUAUAAAAAAUAAGUAUUUGGUUGGAAGGGUAACUCAUCGUGAUUGAACCAACUGACCGGUCUGUGUAAUGUAAAAUAUUCCUUCCUUGCUUUUUUGUAUUAAGAUAUAUAUUCUAUUUGUGUGGAAUUCUUAUUCAAAUAUAGUCCUAUUAAAGAAUGCACUCUUAUUGAGGGAAAAUCCUAUUUUUGAAUGAGUGGUUGCAGAUUGUUUGUAUAAACACUAAUAAAUAUCUUAGCUCAGAGUUUUUUCCCUCUAAAAUGAAUUACGUUUUUCCAAAAAUUAGACUCAAUAGAAUAGUCUAGGAACAUAGUGUGUGUAAUAUAGUUUUCAUUUGUUUAGUGACCACUUUAUUUAAGCUGUUUUAUUUCAAAGCUUUUGGUUAUAGGCAUGAAGUUGAAAUAAUUAUUUUGGUGGUUAACCUCACUGAUGUAUCUGUAACUGUCAUUUUAUAGAACUUUAUAAUUAUUGGGAAAAUUUUAUGUAUGUUGACCUAGUCCAUUUGUAAAAGAACCCUGUGAUGUAGGUAGGACAGACUGUAAUGUAAUGUCUUUGUUUUAUGGACAUGUGGAACCUUGGGCUGAUAGGCUGGCUUGCCCAACUGCUAGUUACCUGGGAACAGGACUCAGAAUGAGACUUCAGAGUCAGAAACUUGUCCCAAGAACUAAUCAUAAGUUCCUGAAAUGCCAACUGUGCAACACGGAUGACAUGACUCCUUAAAUAAAACCAUGCUAACUGAAAUAGACUCCACUUCAAAAUAAUGCCUCCAAGUUUAUCUGUCCACACUAGUAGAGGCAGUAAAAACAAUCCUAUAUGGUUAUAUUUGAUGAAUUCACAACACAUCCAAGAAAAACAUUCAUAUUGAAGAAACAAAGAUCUAUAUUUUAAGAAGCAUUGUAAAAGAUGUCUUUACUGUCUUUCAUUCCUUUUAUUUAUGUGUAAUUGGACGUAAACAUUUGAUUGGUGUCAAAAUCUUAUUGGUUCUACAGGGAAAAAUUAAGCAUUCUUGGUUUUAAAAAUUAGGUUUACUGCUUAGGCUAUGAAAAACAGCUAUGUUCAGAGAACUUUUUAAACUACCCAGUCUACCACAGAAUUGGCUGCAGUGUGACAGAAGUAUAAAUGAAUAGUCCUCAGUAAUUACUAAAAUUGGGGAGAAAUUUUUUCAGGUUGGACAAGCAGCAUUUAUUUUUAUUUUUUAAAUAUUUUUUCUUUAUUGAUUUUAGAGAGAGAGGGAGAGGGAAAGAUAGAAA
Messenger RNA from Molossus molossus (Pallas's mastiff bat), 2113 nucleotides. It is a transcript of the gene ARL1, whose product is annotated as ADP ribosylation factor like GTPase 1. The transcript is spliced from 6 exons. Gene Ontology annotation, molecular function: GTP binding; GTPase activity. The coding region runs from base 183 to 728 and encodes 181 amino acids. NCBI's taxonomy places the organism in Eukaryota, Metazoa, Chordata, Mammalia, Chiroptera, Molossidae. The record is from RefSeq and is a predicted model, not a curated record. Gene Ontology annotation, biological process: vesicle-mediated transport; intracellular protein transport. Gene Ontology annotation, cellular component: cytoplasm; Golgi apparatus.